This is a messenger RNA of Puntigrus tetrazona (Sumatra barb), 1916 nucleotides long. Its product is annotated as proteinase-activated receptor 1-like. The transcript has 3 exons. Gene Ontology annotation, biological process: blood coagulation; phospholipase C-activating G protein-coupled receptor signaling pathway; positive regulation of blood coagulation. The coding region runs from base 244 to 1587 and encodes 447 amino acids. The record is from RefSeq and is a predicted model, not a curated record. Gene Ontology annotation, cellular component: membrane. Lineage: Eukaryota; Metazoa; Chordata; Actinopteri; Cypriniformes; Cyprinidae. Gene Ontology annotation, molecular function: thrombin-activated receptor activity.
UUCAUCCAAGCCACACAAAUUCAUAUUUGAAACUGCAUUUAAACGGGAAUGGUUAAUAUUCUACCUCCUGAGGGUGGUACUCAAUUUUUUUUCUGAAACAGAAAACUGAAGAGCUGAAGAUUGCCUGGAUCAUAACCACACAGAAGAGACCGCACUCGGUGACUGACACAGCACAGUUGUCUAUCUAGAAAUUCUUUGACUUUUGACAACUUUAAAGUCUAGAGUUAAAUUUGAUCAUUGCUCAUGGAGGUCAAAUGUCUCUUGCUUUCUAUUAUAUUUGUGUAUACAUGUGAUGUCUCUGGACGCAAUUUCACUGUUACGACAAAGAUCUAUGACACAACAGAAAAUGAUUCUGUUUUGGAUGGGGUAUUGUAUGGAGAUUAUUCUGGAGACUACUAUGACGAAUAUUCUGGAGCAUAUUCCAGAAACUAUUCUGAAACCUCAUCCAUAAACUAUUCCAUUCCUCCAGGUUCAAUCAUUGGUCGUAUUGUCAGAAUCAAUGACGAAAUUAUUCUUUUUAGUCAGCCAUGUAACAGCACUGAUCUGGAUGCAGUGAAUUGCAACAGGACAGCACAGGACGCAUAUAAUAUCACAGCAGAUGCUAUGGACUUCCUCAAAGGCCUGCUGGUCACGCGCGUCAUGCCCUCGUUCUACAUCUUCAUCAUCCUCAUUAGUUUGCCCCUGAACGCUUUGGCCCUAGUGACGUUCACCUGUAGGAUUCGAGAGAAGAAACCAGCGGUGAUCUACAUGUCUCACCUGGCGUGUGUGGACCUGCUCUUCACCCUGCUGCUGCCUCUGAAGAUCCACUACCAGCUGAACUCUUCAGAUUGGGUGUUCGGUGAGGCUCUGUGUCGUGUGAUCAGUGCAGCUUACUACUGCUACAUGUACUGCUCCAUACUGCUGAUGAUGUGCAUGAGUGUGGACCGGCUGCUGGCCGUGGUGUUUCCCAUCGCCUCUCUGACCUGGAGGAGCACAAGGAAAGCUACGCUCAUAUGCAUAUUAGCUUGGCUGCUGGCUCUCGCUGGUACUGUGCCACUUCUCUCAAUGAGACAGACAUUCAAGAUUAAGGAUGUGGGCAUCACCUGCCAUGAUGUGCUGUAUCACACACAGCUGUAUGCUUACCUGUUCUCCAUCCUCUCCUACCUCUACUUUCUCUUGCCCCUGGUCAUCACUGUAGUGAGUUACUAUAUCAUCAUAUAUGUGCUCUCUACAAAGAAUAAUAACUUGGCAACAUUAAACUCAGACAAGAGAAGGAGGGCAGUGAUUAUGACUAAAGCUGUACUAAUGGAGUUUGUGCUGUGCUUUGCACCAACCAAUGGCAUCUUGUUGUACCACUGUGUUCGUUUAGCUAGCGGAGGCAGUGCUGAGGAGGGGAAAUACUACCUGAUAGCUACGUGUUUGGGGAGCACCAGUGUUUUUCUGGACCCUCUGUUAUAUUAUUAUGGCUCAUCUCAAUGCAGAAAGCAGAUCCUCUCUCUGAUGUGGUGCAUAAAGACAAAAAGCUCAACCACACCAUCCAGCACAAACAGUCGAACAAAAUCCUCGAGUCUGAACUGUGAUUACACCCCGGCUCACAUUCAGGAGUGAAUUGAUGUAAAUAUGGAUUUUUAAAUGCAUAGCCUGUAUUGCACAGCUUAAUGUUGUAUAGGUUCAGUCAAUGGUAUUCAAAUGCAGUUUCAAAAUGGCUGGAUUGACAUGUUUAUUUUUAGUGUUGGGCUGUGUAUAUUUAUAUAUGAGCUAUAGCAAAUACAUGUAUAUUGUACCUUUAAAGCUUGAAAUCAUUGUAUUUUUAACACAUUGCAUUUAGUUUUUAUCUGAAAAAAGGUGUUUGCAAAGUCAUGAUAUCUGUUGCAAUAUGUAAUGUAGUAAUCAUUCUGCCACAAUGCUGAUAAGUGUAACUUCCUCAUUUAUAAUCU